This is a messenger RNA of Hemisphaericaspora subhashii, 1020 nucleotides long. Its product is annotated as glycosyltransferase family 15 protein. Gene Ontology annotation, cellular component: Golgi apparatus; membrane. The transcript has a single exon. Gene Ontology annotation, molecular function: alpha-1,2-mannosyltransferase activity. NCBI's taxonomy places the organism in Eukaryota, Fungi, Ascomycota, Pichiomycetes, Serinales, Debaryomycetaceae. Gene Ontology annotation, biological process: protein N-linked glycosylation; cell wall mannoprotein biosynthetic process; protein O-linked glycosylation. Bases 1 to 1020 code for a protein of 339 amino acids. The record is from RefSeq and is a predicted model, not a curated record.
AUGAAGGAACUUAACUUCGAAUACAACGGUCUAAAAAUAAACUCCCAUGCUAAGAAAACAAGAGCUGCAAUUGUUGCAUUAUCUAAAAAUGAUGAAAUAUACCAAAUUGCACGCACGAUGGAACAGAUUGAAGACAGAUUCAAUGGGAAGUUUCAAUAUGAUUGGGUCUUUUUCAACAAUGAAGAAUUCACUCCUCAAUUUAAGAACUUAACUAGUGCAAUGGCAUCUGGAAAAGUGAAAUUUGGCGUUAUACCCAAAAAAUUCUGGUCCUAUCCUGAUUGGAUUGAUCAAGACAAAGCUGCAGAGACCAGAAAGAAAAUGGGAGAACAGGGUAUCAGAUAUGGGGAUCUAGAAUCAUAUCGUCAUAUGUGUCGCUUCAAAGCUGGGCUUAUGUUCCAGAUGGAGGAGCUAAAAGAGUACGAUUGGUAUUGGUUAGUUGAACCCAGAGUUGAUUUUACUUGUAAUAUUGACUAUGAUGUAUUCGAAUUCAUGGAGAAGAAUAAUAAGUUAUAUGGAUUCUCAAUCGCAUUUAGUGAAAUGAUGGAAACCGUGGAGACAUUCUGGGAUUCAAGCAUGGAAUUCCUAAAAAAGCACCCCGAUGCUAAAGACAAAGAAAGCUUCUUCGAAUUUUUAACCGAUGAUAAUGGGAAGACAUAUAAUGGAAAUCAUUAUUGGUCAAAUUUCGAAGUUGGCGACUUGAAUUUUUUCAGAUCUAAUGCAUAUAUGAAAUAUUUUGAUUAUAUGGAUAGAGCAGGUGGGUUCUAUUAUGAGCGUUGGGGCGAUGGGCCACUUCAUACAUUCGCAGCAUCUACGUUCAUCCCUAGAGACAAACUUCAUUUCUUCGAUGAUAUUGGAUAUAAGCAUGAAGCUUGGGAGACAUGUCCCAUAAGUGAAAAACAUAGGCUUAAACAGAAAUGCUCGUGCGACCCUAGGUCUGAUUAUAGGGUCGGGGGCCCAAAACCAUGGAUCGACUAUUAUAACUUAAUGGGGAUGGAAUAUCCAGAUUUUGGGAAGGUAUAA